Messenger RNA from Lutzomyia longipalpis, 4315 nucleotides. Its product is annotated as tetratricopeptide repeat protein 21B-like. Gene Ontology annotation, molecular function: protein binding. Gene Ontology annotation, cellular component: intraciliary transport particle A. Gene Ontology annotation, biological process: intraciliary retrograde transport; protein localization to cilium. The transcript has 4 exons. Lineage: Eukaryota; Metazoa; Arthropoda; Insecta; Diptera; Psychodidae. The record is from RefSeq and is a predicted model, not a curated record. The coding region runs from base 181 to 4167 and encodes 1328 amino acids.
GACAACAAUUUCAAAAUGAAAGUCCAUUGCGAUUUUCUGCAGCAUUACCUGGAGAAAUACGGAUCAGAGUAUAAAAAGUUUGCUGUUUAAGUGACCUUUAACAUUGAGAAUUAGUCCACAUAGAAUUGACGAGAAAAUUUAUUUUUAUAUAAAGGAUUUUUAUUACAAUAAGUUAAAAAAAUGGAUGAUCACGAUUUUAAAUCAAUAAUCCAACAUUAUGGUCGGGAAAAGUUCUACCAUUCAAUGCAACAUCGUGCCUUUGAGGGUUUAUCCAAAUUCUCCGGGAACUUGUGCUUUAGAUUUUAUAAUGGGAUUGCAUUAGUUCUUGGAAAUCGUAUUCAGGAGGGCAUCCGAGAAUUAACUCCAAUGCAAAAUGAAAGGGAGUUCUCAAUGGCCGUCAUUUUGGCCCUAAUGUUUGCCCACAAGAGAUGUUCAGUGGUCGAUAAGGAAGCCCUUGUAAAUCUGGAUACAAAAUUGAAGGAAGAACGAAAGCAACUUACUGCCUUUUCAGCAUACUACUCAGCUGUAUUCCUUCUCAUGACUGGAAAAUUUGAAAAGGCUAAGGAAUACGCAGAGAAAGCUUUAAAGCUCAAUAGUAAUUUUCCAGACGCACUGAGCCUGAAAGGUUGGGCUGAAUUGCUAGGAGGAAGUCGAAUAAGCAAAGGGACUUUUGAACUCUUUGAGGUUGCUCUGCAAUCGGGAAAAAGUAUUGAUGCCAGCUUGGGCCAAGUACGAUACUAUCAGAUCCAGAAUGACUAUGAAAAUGCUAUUGGGGUGCUUAAUAAGCUUUCCAUAAGAUAUCCAGAAUUAAAUAUACCGCUCGUGGAGAAGAUGAAGUCCCAGCUCUCCAAUUGGCAUUGGGAUCAUUCUCUGGAGACAGCAACUAGAAUUCUUAAUCUAGAACCAACUAACAUUGAAGCUCUGCGUAUUAAGAUAAUAAUCCUUGUUUGUCGUGAUGGGAACUAUGGUGGAGGAGCCAGAGAGCUACAGAAACUUUUUACUGCAAUGACUAAAGUUGAGCCUUCAAACUCUGAGCUUUACUUUCAAAUUGGGCAACUGUUUUCACGAGUUUGUGGGCGCAACAGCAUGAUCCUCGAAGAAACAGUGAAGUUCAUUGAAAAAGCCAAUCAAUUAUCACCAGCAAAUGCGGCUUUCUUAACGGAAUUUGGGUAUCAUUCAUAUUUAGCCGGGAAGAUGAAGGAAGCAACGAAGAAUUUCAAAUCUGCAACAAAAGUUGAUGAUAGUGCUAUACAGGCUCUCUGUGGUCUUACUCUGUGCCAACUGGCAGAGUCAGGACCAUCUGAACAAGUAAGUCAGCAAAUUGAGUUUUUAACCGAAAUUCAGGGACCUGCAAAACUUCCCCUACUCCUCUGGAUGUCCUCAAAACUACUUCAGGACAAUACCGAGCGUGCUAUAUCACUUAUGGUUGAAGCAUGUGAGAUUCAAUUAAAAAAUCUGAGGACUCUUUCAUUUGGAUCUGAGUACCUAAGACGCUUUGAUCCGGAUUUUCUUCUUGAAGUAGCAAAGGAUCUACUCCAGUACUCCCCGAUUAAACUGUCUGUCUCAAUGGGAGCUCUCUCAUCGCGUGAUGGGCUACACGUAUCCCUUAAGCACAGUCUAAAUAUUCUCGAAAUCAUCGUUAAAGCCUGCCCAGGAUUGAUUCAGGGAGUUUUCCUACUGGCUAAGGUACAAUUCCUCUGUGGAGAGAUUCAUACAUCAACCAGUACCUUGCAACACAUUCUAAACGACAUUGAUCCAACAUAUUCAGAAGCACAUCUGUUAUCAGCUCAAAUAAAUAUUCAGCAGAAACAAUUUCAGCGAGCUGCACAGAAUUUGGAGAUCUGUCUGAGUCACAAUUUCAAAGUUCGCGAGAAUCCGAUGUACCACCUCUUCAAUGGAAUCAUCCAGAAGAAUGAUCAUCAGUAUGAUGAAGCUCUGAAGAGUUUUAUUACCGCAAUGAGUCUUAUUGGGGUAAAUACUGAGGCCAUGAGCCUCAAAGUAUCAAUGCCUCUGGCUACAAAUCCUUCCCCCAAAUCCUCGUACACUCUAAGUUUGGCCGAUAAGGUGACGCUUUACUUGGAAAUGGUGGAUACUUACAUGUUGAUGAAUUUAAAUUCUGAUGCUACAAAACUCAUGCAGGAUGCAAUGGAAGAAUUUUCAGGAACUUCAGAAGAAGGACGAUUGGUGAUUGCUAAUGCAGACUUGUCCCUGCGGCAUGGAAAUAUUGAUACAGUGCUGAGAUUACUGGGGAACAUACAAUCUGGACAACCAUACUAUUUUCAGGCAAAAACCAAAAUGGCCAAUAUUUACCUUACCCAUCGAAAGGAUAGAGUUGCCUUUGCACAGUGCUUUCGGGAAUUGGUAGAAGAGUAUCCUGAACCUGAAAGCUACAUUAUGCUAGGGGAUGCCUAUAUGUCGAUUCAAGAACCCGAUGAUGCACUGGAUGCCUACAAGGAGGCCCUAAAGCGGAAUCCACGUGAUUCAAACUUGGCCAGUAAAUUGGGAAGAGCCUACGUGAAGACUCAUCAAUAUAACAAGGCUAUAAAUUACUACAAAGAAGCUACAAUGUAUCCGGAAAAUUCCCUUCUCAAGCUAGAUCUAGCAGAGUUGUAUUUGAAAUUGAAACAAUUCACAAAUGCUGAACAGACGUUGAUUGAUGAAAUUGAAGGGGCAAAAGACGAAAUGGAGGAUGUCGAUGCAUUGCAGUUACGAACGAAACAACUGCUUUUGUUGGCUCGUGUCCGGGAGAAAGCUGGACAUUUGAAUUCAUCAUUGUCUACCUUGAGGGAGGCACGAGAUAAUCAGUACAAAGUACAGCAACGUUUGAAUAUUGAAUCCUCCCUCAUUCCUGAGCAAAGAAGAAUCCUAUCUAGGAUUUGCGUCCUUAUGGCAGAACAGUCAAUUCAUUUGCGGGAUAACGAUCAAGCUGUUCAUCACUACAAAGAAGCCCUGAAGUUUUCGCCCCAGGAUAUAACGAUUCUUGCUUCAAUAGCCCGUCUUUACAUGCAAGUAAACAACAUGGAUCAAUGUCAACAAACUUGUGGACAAAUCUUGCAAAUAGAUCCUAAUAAUGAAACUGCUUCAGUUAUGAUGGCUGAUCUUUCAUUCAGAAGAAUGGAUUUUGAAAAGGCCGCUUAUCAUUUCUCUCAACUUCUUGUCAAUCAACCAACUUACUGGACAGCUCUAGCUCGCCUUAUUGAAGUGAUGCGCAGAUCUGCACGGUUGUCGGAGGCAACGGAGUUUCUAGUGAGAGCCGAGCAAGCUUGCGUUCAGCCCACCUUUGAUUCUGGCUUGAAUUACUGCAAAGGCCUCUAUGAAUGGUAUAUUGGAAAUCCCAAUUCAGCCCUAAGAUACUUCAACAAUGCCCGAAAGGAUUCCGAAUGGGGUCAGCAGGCAAUCUUCAAUAUGAUCGAAAUAUGCAUCAAUCCCGAUGGCGAAUUGCCGAAUGAGAAUAUGUCUGAGAGUAGUGAGUUUGAUUUUAGAGAUCCUCAGAUCAUGGCAAUUCGUACAGCUGAAAGACUCCUUAAGGAGUUAAAGCCUCGCCCAGGAUGCAUGGACAAUGAAUCUCUUAACUACAAAUUACUGCAGAAUUUUAUCCUCCUUGGUACGAGGCAGAAGGCUAGCAUUGAGUCGGCUCUUCAGGGUUUUCUGAGUAUUGCCGGGCAAGAAGAGUAUAAAGAGCAUGUUGGUCCAAUCUUGGGAAUGUCAUCGGCCUAUGUUAUGCUGAAGCAGUCGCAAAGGGCAAAAAAUCAAUUGAAACGUGUUGCAAAGUCUCCGUGGACUUUUGAGGAUGCUGAACAUCUUGAGAGGUGCUGGCUCCUCUUGGCUGAUCUCUACAUCCAAGCAAAUAAAAUGGAAAUGGCAGCGGAGUUUCUCAAUCGCGUACUGGAACAUAACAAAUCAUGCGCCAAAGCGUAUGAGUUGUGUGGAAUGAUUGCUGAAAAGGAGCAGGUUUAUCGCUCGGCUGCUACGCACUAUGAUGCAGCUUGGCGAUAUGGAGGAAAAUCAAAACCAACAAUUGGCUACAAGCUGGCCUAUCACUACAUGAAGUCUAAACGCUUUGCAGACGCCAUUGAUGUUUGUCAGCAAGUUCUGAAAUUGCAUCCAGAUUUUUCGAUGAUAAAAAAGGAUAUUCUCGACAAAUGUCGCAACAAUCUUCGUAAUUAGUGAACACAACAGGUGAUCAUCUUACACAGAGCACACACGUGAGUGAAGCUUUUACACAGUGAAGUGUUUAAUAACAUAUUCUGUUUGUUUUUACACUUAAAGAGAAAUGUUCUUUUUUUUUCAAUAUACGUACAUCAAUAUUUUAAAA